UUCCCCAGAAAUAUUCUAGUAAUACAAUGGGGAGAUAAUUAAUUAAUGUUCGUUUAUACAAAUAUAAAUAUGCCAACUUUCUUCCAAGUUCAGAAAAUAAGGAGAAGUUAAGGUUUCGCUUUGACUUGUUGGUGUUUGAAACUGAAGGGCCAUGGCUUCAGGAUCCAAAUCAGUAGCCUCGAUCCUCUUGGCACUGAAUCUUGUGCUGUACUUCAUUGUGCUUGUGAUUGCUUCUUGGGCAGUGAAUCAUGGGAUUCAAAGGUCUGGUGAAACAGCAUCUGUUUUGUCCAUUCCGGCUCGAAUAUUUCCGAUAUAUUUUCCGAUGGGAAACAUGACGACUGGUUUCUUCGUGAUAUUGUCUCUGAUUGCUGGUGUUGUGGGCUUCACCACCUCUCUCACUGGACUCAAUAACAUUUUCCAGUGGGAUGCUCCCAACUUACAUGCUGCAGCCAUGUCUUCACUCACUACAUGGGCACUCACUCUAUUAGCCAUGGGAUUUGCUUGCAAAGAGAUUGAACUUGGAUGGACUGACUCAAACCUGCGCACCUUAGAAACAAUCACGAUAAUUGUAAGCGCAACUCAACUGCUAUGCACGGGAGUUAUCCACGUUGGUAUUUCAGAAGUUGUUCCUCCCAGAAUUGGAAGAGUAUGAGUUUCAGUUCUGGUGUCGUAUAUAUCAUGGCAUGCAUAUCAAUGCUCUCUGUUUUAGCAACUGAAAUUACUUUUUUCUUAUGUAAAAGAUGUUCAUAUGAUGACUAUUUGCAUCAUGGUAUGUUAUUAAUUUAGUUUUUUCAAUUUGUAUCA
Vigna angularis (adzuki bean) is the source of this 804-nucleotide messenger RNA. Its product is annotated as membrane protein PM19L. The record is from RefSeq and is a predicted model, not a curated record. Bases 152 to 652 code for a protein of 166 amino acids. NCBI's taxonomy places the organism in Eukaryota, Viridiplantae, Streptophyta, Magnoliopsida, Fabales, Fabaceae. The transcript has 4 exons.